ACUCUCCCCUACCUCACGCACGGACGCUUGAACCAACGCAGCAGUACAGACCGUUUUUCACAGACUGUUUUCCAGCAAAGUCCCCGCGGUCCCGGAGAAAGGAAGGAAGGAGUAAAUAAAAAUAAUGUUUAAAUCCUGACUAAAAAUCGAAUGGAUUGGCGAUCUAUUCUGAGAGCUAAUACGAUUAGAGGAGUCUAGUCUUGGUACUGUCAUUGCGGACAUGGCUCUUAGUCGCGGUAUGGCACCUUUCUCUCAGUUCCUCGGGGAGUGUUUCCCCUGUCAGUCCUUCGCCGCUACUGGAAAUGGCGUUGAGAUGCUGCUGAACAAGGAAGACGCAGUGAAGGCAGACUCUGCCAGGGAAUAAACUACUACGAAUAUAUGAUUACCUAUGUUUUUAUUUGGGUUGGAUUCUUAGUAGCGGUGGACAAUACCAUGGUGAAUUACCAGAAAUAUAUUACUGUUAUGCAGCUGGCUCUGGGGGUGACCUCCUACAACAAAGAACAUCAUCUUCCUCCCAGGAAAUCGUUGUGGAUUCACCCCAGCCUCCUCCACCCCGGCAAUCUCCCACACGGCAGAGCCAGCCGGGGUCAAGGCCAAGGUCAGGGACACGGACACGGUCACGGGCUAGGACACGGGAGCGGCUCGAUCUCUGCAUCGUCGUCUGUGAGCAGCAUACAUCAGGCCAAGCCGUCGCUACGCAGGAUCAAAGGUCGUAUCCACAGGAGCAAGAGCCUGGACAGCAUCGACCUGCUGGACUCCAAAAGUGCAGCUAUGGAGGAGACCGUCAUAUGGGAACAGCACACAGUAACUCUACACAGGGCACCAGGGUUUGGCUUUGGGAUAGCCAUCUCGGGAGGUCGGGAUAACCCUCAUUUUCAGAGUGGUGAGACCUCCAUCGUCAUCUCAGACGUCCUGAAGGGAGGUCCAGCCGAGGGCCUACUGCAGGAGAAUGACAGAGUCACGAUGGUCAACGCCGUCUCCAUGGACAACGUGGAACACGCAUACGCAGUACAGCAACUACGGAAAAGUGGCAAGAAUGCUAAAAUUACGAUCAGACGGAAGCGGAAGGUGCAUGUACCCAUGAGUCGGCUGGGGGAGAGGGCGACCAUGUCGGAGCAUGAUGAUGAGGAGGAGGAUGAGGAAGAUAGCUACGACGAGGAGAUAUACGAGACGCGCUCCGCACGCAGCGGCCCCAGCGCCUACAGCGCUGUGGGUGGGGCCUCGGCCCGGCGCAGCGGGAGGAGCGCCGGAAGGCGGGACAAGGACAGAGAGCGGGAACGCAGUGGCUCACGGGAGAGGAGUCUCUCCCCGCGGGCCGACCGGCGCUCGCUCAACCAGCCCCCGCGGCCUGCCAAAGUCACCCUCGUAAAGUCCCGAAAGAAUGAAGCAGAAUAUGGCCUUCGCCUGGCCAGCCACAUCUUCGUAAAGGACAUCUCACCCGAGAGCCUGGCGGCCAGGGACGGAAACAUACAGGAGGGAGACGUUGUACUGAAGAUCAACGGCACGGUGACAGAAAACCUGUCGUUGAUAGACGCUAAGAAGCUGAUUGAGAGGUCAAAGGGCAAGCUAAAGAUGGUGGUGCAGAGAGACGAGAGAGCUACGCUGCUGAACAUACCAGACCUGGACGACAGCGUCCCAUCAGCCAACGCCUCCGACAGAGACGGUGAGGGACACUACAUAGACAUUUCAGAUAUCCAUUCGGUGGCGUCCGACCAUUCCAACCGAUCCCACGACAGACAUCGUAGCAGCCGGUCCCGCUCCCCUGACAGGCGAUCUGAUCCCUCCGACCACUCCAGACACUCCCCUCCACAGAUCAGCAACGGCAGUCACAGAAGUCGUGAGGAGGAGGAGAGGAUCUCGAAGCCGACAGCGGUGCCACCCAAGCUAGCGGAGGAGGCUCCUGCCCUGCCCAGACCCCUGGAGAAGUCUGUCACCAGGGAAGAGAAACCGGUCCCUCCUCUACCAGAACCCAAGCCAGUAUAUGCCCAGCCAGGCCAGCCUGACGUGGACCUGCCAGUCAGCCCUGCUGAUGCCCCUGUGCCCAGCGCUGCCCAUGAUGACAGCAUCCUACGGCCAAGUAUGAAGCUGGUGAAGUUUAAGAAGGGGGAGAGUGUGGGUCUGAGGCUGGCAGGGGGGAACGAUGUGGGCAUCUUUGUAGCAGGAGUCCUGGAGGAUAGCCCAGCAGCUAAGGAGGGUCUGGAGGAGGGGGAUCAAAUUCUCAGGGUUAAUAAUGUGGAUUUUGCUAAUAUCAUCCGAGAAGAGGCGGUGCUGUUCCUCCUCGACCUCCCUAAAGGUGAAGAGGUCACCAUCCUGGCCCAGAAGAAGAAGGAUGUGUACCGGCGAAUCGUGGAGUCUGAUGUGGGCGACUCGUUCUACAUCCGGACCCACUUUGAGUAUGAGAAGGAGUCUCCGUACGGCCUGAGCUUCAACAAGGGAGAAGUGUUCAGAGUGGUGGACACCCUGUACAACGGCAAGCUGGGCUCCUGGCUGGCCAUCCGCAUCGGCAAGAACCAUCAGGAGGUGGAGAGAGGCAUCAUACCUAACAAGAACAGAGCGGAGCAGCUGUCCAGCAUGCAGUACACCCUCCCUAAGACAGCAGGGGGCGACAGGGCAGACUUCUGGAGGUUCAGGGGCCUGAGGAGCUCCAAGAGGAACCUGAGGAAAAGUAGAGAGGACCUGUCGGCCCAGCCCGUACAGACCAAGUUCCCCGCUUACGAGAGGGUGGUGCUGAGAGAGGCUGGUUUCCUCAGACCUGUGGUGGUAUUUGGACCCAUCGCAGACGUGGCACGAGAGAAAAUCUCCCGGGAGGAGCCUGAUCUGUUUGAACUUGCAAAGAGUGAACCUAGAGACGCAGGGACAGACCAGCGUAGUUCAGGAAUCAUUCGUCUCCACACCAUCAAGCAGAUCAUCGACAGAGAUAAACAUGCCGUCCUGGACAUCACCCCCAACGCGGUGGACCGUCUGAACUACGCCCAGUGGUAUCCCAUCGUGGUGUUCCUCAACCCGGACAGCAAGCAGGGCGUCAAGAACAUGAGAACCAGGCUCUGUUCCGAGUCCAGGAAGUCAGCCCGGAAACUCUACGAGAGAGCCUUGAAACUAAGGAAGAACAACCACCACCUCUUCACCACCACCAUCAACAUGAACAACAUGAACGAUGGCUGGUACGGCGCUCUGAAGGAGACCGUCCAGCAGCAACAGAACCAGUUGGUCUGGGUGUCAGAGGGCAAGGCGGACGGCGCUCCGGACGAUGACCUCGACAUCCAUGAUGACCGUCUGUCAUAUCUGUCAGCCCCGGGCAGUGAGUACUCCAUGUACAGCACGGACAGCCGCCACACCUCUGACUAUGAGGACACGGACACAGAGGGCGGGGCCUACACUGACCAGGAACUAGACGAGACGCUCAAUGACGAGGUUGGCCUGCCCACGGAGCCAGCCAUCACCCGCUCCUCAGAGCCGGUCAGAGAGGACCCGCCCGUCAUCCAGGACCCCUCGUCUGGUGGUUACUCUGGAUACCAGCACGUUUCUGUGACGCCGUCCGACCCGGUCAACUGCAUCGACCCGUCCGGUUUCAAGAUGUCCGCCGCUCCUCAGCAGCAAGAUGAUGCUGCUCUGGCUAUUCCUUCCUCUCUGCUGCCUGCGGCGGUGGCGCCCCCUGCUGUUGAGACUGAGUCACAGCAGCCUGUGUUGCAGCUAGAGGGUAUGACCCCUGACCUGGAGGAGGAGACUCCGGUUGCAGCUCCUCAGGCUGCAGAUACACUCCUUAGCAGCCCCAGUCCCGCCCCUACUGAGCUAGCCCCGCCCCCAACACCACCAUCACUCGAACCCCAACACCUGUCUCAAUCGCCGCUCGGCCCUGGUCCUGAACCCAAGAUGUACAAGAAGGAUCUGUACAGUCUGGAGGAACCAGUGAGAGUGAACCACGGCGGCAUGAAGUCGUCUCUGAGCUACACCCACCAGCCCUACCAGGACAAACAGCCAUACCGCCAGUACGACCACUCGCCUUACGGCUACUGUAGUGACAGGGGGGGCUACGCCGAACCAAAGCCUCACCAGGGGAACUUUGACUCUCACCUGCACUACGACAACCGUGUGCCUCAAAACUACGAUGAUGGCCGGUGGCCCCCCUACGACCAGCAGACCUCUUCUCCCCAGCCCCCGGGGUACCAGCCUGGCCCGGUCCACCAGCAGGGCUACCCUCCCAGGGGGACCACCCCCUAUGAGGACGGCCCCGUCAGGGACUACAGCCCCCCCCAGCCACGCUACGAUGAGGCCCCGGCGGGGAUGCAGGGCUACGACGGCAAGCCUCGUCACGGUAAACCUCCGGGGCCAAUGCGGUAUGAUGAACCGUCUCUCCCGCCCUCGGCUGGCCCUUACGACGCCUGCUCUCCCUACGAGGCCGAGCCCCCCCACGGCUACUGCCUCAGCUCUCCCCGCUCCCCGGAACCCCCCAAGCAGUAUUACGGAGACUCUGCUCCUGGCCGGAGACCCUCCUAUAACCCGGUGCCUCCCAGUCGGGGCGGUGGCUACAACCGUGAACCUCUAAUGACCUCUGACCCACCCCUUCCCCCUCACAAACCUGAGCCCUUGGCCUCUCCGGGAGAGAUGGGGGUAAACGCGGGGUCCAAACCCCUCCCUCCACCGCCCCGGGGGGAGGAGGAAAAGGACGACCCAGCCAUGAAGCCCCAGUCGGUGCUCAACAGGGUCAAGAUGUUUGAGAAUAAGAGGUCAGUGUCUGUGGACCGGGCCAAGGAGGCUGGCGACUCCACCGUGAUGAGGCCUGCGGACCUGCCCAGACCUAUGACUGCACCUGGUCCUGUCCCCAAAGCCAACUCCCUCAGCAACCUGGAGCAGGAGAAACCUACGUACAGAGCCCCCGAGCCCCAGAAUGCCCCUGGGUCUAAGCCCCUGAAUGACGUGGCCCACUCCUCCAACCAUUACGAUGCUGACGAGGAUGAGGAGUAUUACAGGAAGCAGCUGUCCUACUUUGACCGCCGCAGCUUCGACAGCAAGACCAUGAACCCCACCCCCGGGAUCAACCGCUUCCCACCACAGACCCAGCUAGCUUACCCUUACAACAGGGCGGAGUCUGUGGAGAAGGUGAGUCCGGUAGAGAAGAGGUACGAGCCCCUCCCCCAGAUCAGUCCUGUCUCCCAGUACGGACCCCCCAGCCCUGCCGUACCACCCAACAGCCUGCCCAAACUCACCACCAAUGAUGUGAACUCACAGCCCGACAAUCUCCUCAGCGCCUCUCCCAAACACGAUCUCUCCGGCCUUCGCCCCUCUACCCUCCAGGAUCUCCCCUCCCAGCCCUACCUGGCCCAGAGGUCCCCAGUGGGGGUCAACGGCACCGACGCACCCCCCAAAACCCCUGGAACCACCCCCACCCCACAAAGCUACAACCGAUAUGUCCCUAAGCCUUACACCUCCUCGGCCCGGCCCUUCGAGAGGAAGUUUGAGAGCCCCAAGUUCAACCACAACCUCCUCCCCAACGACCUCCUGAUCAGUAGCAGCAACCCCAAACCCAGUGUGGUCAACAACAACAGCAGGACCAAGCCGCCGCUGUCUCCUCAGGCCCUGGACCACGACAGUGGACUGGACACGUUCACACGCACCAUGGACAACAGGGGGCCCAAGUACCAGCAGCACAACAACUUAGUCAACAAUGCUGUUCCCAAGGCCAUACCUGUCAGUGUUCUGGAGGAUGACGAGGAGGAUGAAGGUCACACAGUGGUGGCCACGGCCCGGGGGAUCUUCAACUGUAACGGCGGGGUGCUGAGCUCCAUCGAGACGGGAGUCAGCAUCAUCAUCCCCCAGGGAGCCAUCCCCGACAGCAUAGAACAGGAGAUCUAUUUCAAGGUCUGUCGGGACAACAGCAUCCUGCCCCCCCUGGACAAGGAGAAAGGAGAGACCCUGCUCAGCCCUCUGGUGAUGUGUGGGCCUCACGGUCUUCAGUUCCUGAAGCCGGUGGAACUGCGUCUACCUCACUGUGCGUCUAUGACCCCAGAUGGUUGGUCUUUUGCUCUAAAAUCCUCCGACUCCUCGUCGGGUGACUCCAAGACAUGGCAGAACAAGUCUCUCCCAGGAGACCCCAACUACCUGGUGGGAGCCAACUGUGUGUCUGUGCUCAUUGACCACUUCUGAACAUAGAGGGAGACAGCUGGCCUGUUACUGAAUGUGUUAGAUCAGGGGGCAGCCACAGACUGAAACGUUGCCCUCCUCUCCUGCUGCUGUCCUCCUCCCAGGCAGCAGGGGGCAGCACUGCUUGACUUGAUGAAGCACGAACUUGAAUAUUGAACAUUGAUGCAUCGUUUACUGCGCCCCCCCCCCCAAAAAAAAACUCUGCAAGCCCAUUGAAGUGGGAGGAGUCUCAACGCAGCAUCCUAUCCCAGUGCUGUGCCACCCCCCUUUUUUUGGUGCUUUAACUAAAGGCUUGCAAAAAAUAAAAACUUUUAAAAACUAAAAUAUAAUAUAUUUAAAAAAUUGAGCUAUUGUUGGAAUGCAUGAACAGACUGACUGAAGAAUAAUCUCAUUUUGAAAUUUUUUGCCUUUGUUUUUUAGCCAAGUCUGAGCAAAUUGCAAGAAAAAUAACAUUUUGAAAAAAAUUCUAGAUAAGGAGAAUUCUUGAAAAAAAAAAUCAUUUGAAUAAUUGCAACGAAAAUUUUCCAAUUUAAUGUAUGCACACAAACAGAAAAGUCAAUAUAUGCAAAAAAAACUUUGUUUGUGAGGUUGUCUGUGGUCAUGCGUUUCUCUCUUGAAGGACAGCUAAGGACUUGCAGAUGAGCUCAUCUCAACAAGGGUUGUGGAAGGAAGAUUGGAGAUGAAGUACUGUAGGCAUCGUUUCUGAAGGUAUAAGACUGAAGACAGGUAAAGUAUUGGCAUUGGAUGCCCCCUGUUUGGUUGGUCAAAUGGACUUUCUCUCUCCAUGUUUAGAAGAAGUGAAUCUUUUUUGUAGUUAUGUUUUACCGUAGAUAAAUGUAACCGACUUGAUUUGAUGAACUCCUGCAGCGGUCUACAUCUCUAUGCAUGUGCUAUGACUCAGGUCCAGACGCCUGCUUACUACUAAGUUCAAACACAUUACAAGUCCCAUCGUACACUGCAAGCAGUGCUGCCUUAUCUGCAUAGUAACUUCUUAUUUUUCAGUAUAAAGACUUACUUAAAAACUGAUUUUUAAGUUGUAGUGAUUGAUCAAUUAUGGAAGUAAAAAAAUGAAAAUAAAAAAGCAUUUCUCUGCAUUUUCAACCCAUUAUAUCAGUGAACUUGGAUUUAACAUACAAUAAUAUUUGAGGCUGAUGAAGCAGUAAUGCUUUCUUUUCCUGCUAUGCAUAUUGGAAGUUUGAGAAAAUACUACAAAACAAAAACAUGUUUAAAUUGUGGCUGUACAUAAUGCUAGCAAAUGGCCUUGGUUCGCUGUAAAUGAACUUUUCUACAUUUGUUAUUUUGUAUAAAAGUUUUUUUUUUUGUUUUUUUUAAAAUGUUUCUUAAAAAAGAAAAAAGAGCGAAAGUGAUGAUUUAAUUGGUUGUGUUUGUAUUCUGGUUAUACAUGCCUACCGUGAGCCUUGGAACUGACCUACAGUAAGCAGAGUAAUAAAAUCAAACUUUUCUACCAUCAUACAUACAUACACCCCCAACACAACACUACUACUUAAAAAGGAAUUUCUAACAAUCAGAAAUAACUCUUUUUUUUUUUCCUUAUUAUUUACACACAAAAAAAAGAGAAAAAGUGCUUGGUUUAAAUCAUUUUAAAAGAUUCUGUACUUGAGGGGACCUGCUUUAAGGAGCGGUCCCGUCCUCUAUUUGUGAUGCUGGAACCUUCAUUCCAUUGCAAUGUAUUUUUGUACUAAUAGACUAUUUAUUAUGGCACAUCCGUAUUAUUUAAUUUUGAUAUGAUGAUAUAACGCACUAGUUGUUUUCUUUUUCCUGUGUGGCUGACAUGAUUUACGUUUAAAUGUUUUGUUCUUUACAACACAUUUCUAAGUAUAACACUGUAUUAAUACAUAAAUAAAAUAAAAUCAUUUUUAAAAGUAGUGCUUGGUUUGAGACUUCAGUCGUGAGAAGAGAGUACAUUUAUUGAGUAGGAUGCUUAUAAUACACACUGAUCUGAUCUGUGGGUGUGUCUCGCUUAACAGAUUUAGUGUGUCGUUUUUUUUUUUUCCAGCUUGCUAAUCUGUGGAUGCAAAUGCACGUCUAGAGAUCCAUUUACAGUAAUAAGAUAUUUCAAACAUCGACAAUUCAUGGUACAAUUCCUUUUCGGUCUCCAAGCCUUUUACUCGUGGCUUCAAGUGUCUCAUAUGGUGAAUGAAUGGUGUACAAAGGUGACAGGUUGUCUGUCUGGUGUCUUCUCACUGAUCAAUGAUCUCACCAGGGUCCAAAAAGGGGAUAAACUAAAAUACUGAGCGAAAAAAAAUAAACGCAACAUGUAAAAAA
Oncorhynchus mykiss (rainbow trout) is the source of this 8424-nucleotide messenger RNA. NCBI's taxonomy places the organism in Eukaryota, Metazoa, Chordata, Actinopteri, Salmoniformes, Salmonidae. The record is from RefSeq and is a predicted model, not a curated record.